UGUCGUUGAUGUAGGCUGGAUUAUGAGGAUUAAUAACAUUUCUUCUGUCUAAUUUGAUGUCUGAUGUGGUGGAUUUUUUUAUGCAUUGUUGUCUAUUUAGAAGAAUGCAAUUGGACAAGCAGCUGAAGAUUUGUGAUCCACUACAUGAAAAGUUCUGAUAGAGGAAAAAAAGAUAUUAGAAAAUGAGACCUAUUGAUUUGCACAUUGUCUUCUGCAUUCUUCAUCACUGCUGCCACAGGAAAAUUUGGUUACACUGUACUUAUUCUUCAUCUGAAAAGAAGAUACUCUGCUGUGUUAAACUAUGUUUGAGAGUUUAAAAAGAAUUCACCAGCAUGAACAGAUAUAAUGUUAUCAAACAGCUUGGAGAUGGGACAUACGGCUCUGUACACUUGGGAAGAAGUCUUGAUUCUGGAGAAUUAGUUGCAAUUAAAAGGAUGAAAAGAAAGUUUUAUUCAUGGGAAGAAUGUAUGAGUUUACGAGAAGUCAAGAGCUUGAAGAAGUUAAACCAUGCCAACGUAGUCAGACUGAAAGAAGUGAUCCGAGAAAAUAAUCAUCUGUAUUUUGUGUUGGAGUACAUGAAAGAAAACCUCUAUCAACUGAUGAAAGAAAGGAAUAAACUGUUUCCAGAAUCUGCCAUUAGGAAUAUUAUGUUUCAAAUAUUACAAGGACUGGCAUUCAUCCACAAACAUGGCUUCUUUCAUCGGGACCUGAAGCCAGAAAAUCUACUUUGCAUGGGUCCUGAACUGGUGAAAAUAGCAGAUUUUGGUUUAGCCAGAGAAAUCCGCUCCCGGCCACCGUAUACAGAUUACGUCUCCACAAGAUGGUACAGAGCCCCCGAAGUUCUGCUGAGGUCCACCAGUUACAGUUCACCUAUCGAUCUCUGGGCUGUUGGUUGUAUCAUGGCAGAAAUCUACACACUGAGGCCUCUUUUUCCUGGCUCUAGUGAAGUAGACACCAUAUUUAAAAUAUGCCAAGUACUAGGAACACCAAAAAAGAAUGAUUGGAUAGAAGGUUACAGUCUUGCAGCUUCCAUGAAUUUUCGUUGGCCCCAGUGUGUUCCCAGCAACUUAAAGACAUUGAUUCCCAAUGCAAGUAAUGAAGCCAUUCAAGUAAUGAGGGAUCUGCUGCAGUGGGAUCCUAGAAAACGCCCAUCUGCUAGUCAGGCACUGAGGUAUUCAUAUUUUCAUGUUGGUCAGGCACUGGGUACACCUCACCAAAUACUAGACAAAGGAAGGCCACACAAAGGAAAACAAGAACAACAAUCAUCAGUUGACAUAAGACCUGUACCUCCUCCUCAGCCUCAAAAUCUUUCUCACCCUGCUACCAGACCUUUGAUGCCAAUCCAGCAGUUGCAACAUGCAUCGCAUCCACCAAAGUCUAAUCCUCAUCAAGAUGGGAUGGUGUCCACAGUGGAAGAGAAAAAAAUAUCUCGGCAGCCUUUGUUACCAGCAAUAAAAAAUAAAGCUGCUAAGCAGAAAGCUGCAGUUGGGACAGAAAAUUCUGUCAGUGUAGGUGACGUAAAACCAAAGGGAGCCAGAAAAAGAUGGGACCUCAUAAAAAGGGAUUCAAAAGGAUCAGAUGAGUGGGAUGACGCUGAAGAUUUGGAUUUAGGUUCUUCUUUGAAUAAAUCUAGUUUGCAUCUUAACCGAAGACGACAGAAUGAAGAAAUGCCUUGCAGGUUAGAAAGCAUUUUGGAUUUGAAGCCUUCCAGCAAUAAAGGAAUUCACCACACAGUUCCUGCUUGUAUAUCAUUCCAGAGUCGAGAAUCAGCAGCAUCUCGAGCUACUUCAGCUAAGCAACAUUACUUGAAGCAGUCAAGAUAUUUGCCAGGCAUAACUACCAAAAAUAAUGCAACUGGCAAUUCUGCCAAAGAUUUUAAUUUGAGUGGUCUAUGGACUAGUACCAGUAUACCUGUGAAAUCCUCAGGAAUAAAGGGAGAAGGCAACCUCAUUAACCAAAGUAAAGCAGGCCCUGGUGGAGUAGCAAGUACAGCAGCAACAGGUUAUGUCCCUUCUUUUCUCAAUAAAGAAAUUGGUUCAGGUGGACAGAGAAGGCAGCUGGUCCCCCGCUUGGAGCUUCAAUCUAAGUGUGCAUCAUGGAAGUCAAACAGAGCUCCAUGGGAACAGCCUGUUUUUAAUUCUUCUAAAAGCACCCCUGGACUGACCCCUCUGCCACCAACAGCUCAUACUGCUCUUGGACGAAAGUAUUGGUCAUCUAAGUACGGAGGGCACCAAUAAAAUACUGACUUGUUUGGUUGAGCCUUCUAGUUGCCACAGUCCUUGAUUUCAAAAGAAGCUUGCCUAUGAUUCAAGGCAUCUAAUUCAAAGCUCAUAUCUUGUUUUGAUGGAGUUUAAAAAUCUUUUUAGCUUUAAUUGUAUACGUGUAUUUUUAUAUUUCAUAUUUUAUAGUCAUUUUUAUUGUUCUAGAAAAUUUUUCAAAGGACUUGAGCAGUAUUUAUAUAUGCAAAUGUUAUCACGUGUUUUAAUCAUCCAUUUUGUAAUGUUUACAUUUGUGUAAAUAUAUUUUAAAAAUGC
Molecule: messenger RNA, 2534 nt
Organism: Protopterus annectens (West African lungfish)
Lineage: Eukaryota; Metazoa; Chordata; Ceratodontiformes; Protopteridae
Gene: CILK1
Product: ciliogenesis associated kinase 1
Exons: 15
Coding region: 333-2237 (634 amino acids)
Biological process (GO): protein phosphorylation; cilium assembly; intracellular signal transduction
Cellular component (GO): nucleus; cytoplasm; cilium
Molecular function (GO): protein serine/threonine kinase activity; ATP binding
Source: RefSeq, a predicted model, not a curated record